AAGAGAACAUGCCUUUCACAAAGCAUCUCCUUCAUUCCUCUCCAGAAGAGAAGAGGAAACACAAGAAAAACCACCUAGUGCAGAGCCCCCAUUCCUGCUUUCUGGAUGUGGAAUGCCCAGGAUGCUAUAAAAUUACCACUGUCUUUAGCCAUGCACAAACUGUAGUCUUGUGUGUUAGUUGCUCCACUGUCCUCUCUCAGCCCAUGGGCUGUAAAGCAAGUGUGACAGAAGGAUCCUCCUUCUGGAGGAAGCAGCACUGA
This is a messenger RNA of Peromyscus californicus insignis, 260 nucleotides long. Its product is annotated as 40S ribosomal protein S27-like. Gene Ontology annotation, cellular component: cytosolic small ribosomal subunit; ribosome. NCBI's taxonomy places the organism in Eukaryota, Metazoa, Chordata, Mammalia, Rodentia, Cricetidae. The coding region runs from base 9 to 260 and encodes 83 amino acids. The record is from RefSeq and is a predicted model, not a curated record. Gene Ontology annotation, molecular function: structural constituent of ribosome; RNA binding. Gene Ontology annotation, biological process: ribosomal small subunit assembly; translation. The transcript has a single exon.